AGACUAGCCGGCAGCCUGCACGUGUGUGUCCCCAGGCUAGGCUAGCGCAGGGCCAUUCUGCAUCAACCGAGCUCAUGCACGUCGCACAUGCAGCACACAGUAUAUACAGCGCGCUAAACUUUGUGUCGUAGAGAAAGAUGAAAACAGCAAACAUUUGAAGACGAUUCGAGUGGACGUUCCAGUAAAACAAAACAAUACUUGUCCUCAGGGUCAAGCAGUUGGAGACUGAUCGAGACUGGUCAAAUCAGGUGAAAGUCACAUUAUUGAUGGUCGACUCCUGAGACGUUGCAACAUCAGGCAUCAAGUUCCAGCUGCUUCUUUGACUUUGGAAACGGUUGUGUGAGUCUGCGCUGGCCGCCCGGUGCUGCUGCAUCAGCGAUUCACACAUUGUAAUCUCGAACUGCGUCGUCAGGUCAGCCUUGCUUGACCAUGGCAUUACCUCAUCUGGACACCAAUACAGGCCUUCCCCCAGCCCAGGGUCUAUACAACCCAGAAUAUGAGAAAGAUGCGUGUGGGGUUGGAUUUAUUGUGAAUAUCAAGGGAGAACAAUCAAAUAAGAUCAUAAAAGAUGCCCAGACUAUCCUAUGCCGUAUGAAGCAUCGAGGGGCUACAGGGGGUGACAAUGACACUGGAGAUGGUGCUGGUGUUAUGACAGGCAUACCUCACAAACUAUAUGCACGUAUACUCAGAGACGAGCAGCAGGUAGAGCUUCCAGAGCCUGGUCGCUAUGCAACGGGUAUAUUCUUCCUCGAUCAAGACACUGCCAGCCUUUGUGAGAAAAAGUUUGAAGAACUUGCCAUUGAGUGUAAAUUAAAGGUACUAGCAUGGCAUAAUGUUCCACAUGAUACGAAUGUCCUCGGCCGCUCUGCCAGAGCGAGGGAACCGUUGCUACGUCAGGUCUUCGUGACUGGCGAGCAGGAGAAGGAACUUUUUGAACAGCGUGUAAGUAUGAAUGCGAUAAAAGUUGAUUUGUUUGAAUGAUAGGCAUAAAGAGAGGGAAAGGGGGGGGGAUCAUAUACCAUUUUUAGUGAGUCGCUGAUCCGGACCAGUCUCGGGCAAUAAAGUCGUAAAACUUUGAGUUUAUGAAUGGCGCGGGCUAUUUUGAUGCUGCUGUUAUCAGCACCAGACCCGCAUGCCCAAGUUUUUAAAUGGGUGAUCGUAAAAGUAGUGCCGGCUCUGCUAUAGUUACUGAACGCAAUGGUGCAGACUAUUUUCAGCGCUGGCCUGGUGCGGAGCAAAAAAUCAUAAGUUACUAAAAUCGGUAUUGGAAAUGAUACAUUUAUUCAACCUCCCAUCCAACAAUUUCUCAUAUAAAGCAGUUCAUUCCUUUGUAGGGACAGUGAAUUUCCUAACGGUAAAGCUGAAUAUUUCGUUCAGUUCUUUUAUUUUCAUGUGAAAAUCAUUUGCCUGUACCAUUUCAAUCUUAAGAACUUGCCCUUUUCAAGGCCAUUGUUCAAUUACUCAUAACCGAUGAAAAGCGAUAAACUUUCAGGAUCAAAGCCAACUACCAAACAAUGU
Lytechinus pictus (painted urchin) is the source of this 1518-nucleotide messenger RNA. RefSeq lists its product as uncharacterized. The record is from RefSeq and is a predicted model, not a curated record. The coding region runs from base 430 to 981 and encodes 183 amino acids. The transcript is spliced from 5 exons. Gene Ontology annotation, biological process: ammonia assimilation cycle. Lineage: Eukaryota; Metazoa; Echinodermata; Echinoidea; Temnopleuroida; Toxopneustidae. Gene Ontology annotation, molecular function: glutamate synthase (NADH) activity.